AUGGAGGCUGCAGCUGUCGCUGAUCUGAGUAGUGAGAAGCUAAAAGGGGAGAUGUGGCAGCAGAGGAAGGUUCAUGGAAAUGAAGGUUCUGCUAGCAGCUUUAUGGAAAAGGAUCUGGUUUCUGGUCCUGAAUCAAGCCACGUUGAGUAUUCUGGGCUGAAGGAAAGGAAAGAUGGUGGAGCUCUGGACGAUGGUAGCCGUGUGGGUAGGGGUGAACGAGUUGCUUCAUUCUCCUCUGUUAUUCCUGGUAUCAAUGGGAAGACUGAGAGUCUGAGGGAAGAGAUUGAAGAGUUGAAAGCCCAAAUGGGCGUGAUUUUAAUCCUGGAAUAA
Messenger RNA from Prunus armeniaca (apricot), 330 nucleotides. NCBI's taxonomy places the organism in Eukaryota, Viridiplantae, Streptophyta, Magnoliopsida, Rosales, Rosaceae. The record is from the annotation of a GenBank genome assembly.